Actinia tenebrosa (Australian red waratah sea anemone) is the source of this 1122-nucleotide messenger RNA. Its product is annotated as BAG family molecular chaperone regulator 1. Gene Ontology annotation, molecular function: adenyl-nucleotide exchange factor activity; protein-folding chaperone binding. NCBI's taxonomy places the organism in Eukaryota, Metazoa, Cnidaria, Anthozoa, Actiniaria, Actiniidae. The record is from RefSeq and is a predicted model, not a curated record. Gene Ontology annotation, cellular component: nucleus; cytosol; membrane. Gene Ontology annotation, biological process: protein stabilization.
AUGUAUGUAAAAAAAGAUGAUGACAAGGUGAAAGCAUUACGAGCUGCCGAACAGAAGACAGAUGAAAACAAGAAGAAACUCAACUCAUUCACAGAAGAACUGGAUGGCAUUCAAAAUGGCCAUCUUCAGAAGGACCUCAUCGAGAAAGCAGUUACCAAAAUAUCAAAGCAAAUCCAAGGCAUUGAGGAAAACUUAAUGAAGAUUCUUGAGUCCCUAGAUUCUCUGUCUUUAGGUUCUGCGACCUUGGGAGUAAAAGGCAAGCGCAAAUCAGUGGUCAAGUGGAUACAGGAUCUUAUUACUGAAGCAGAUUCACAAAGGGCAAGAUGUGAAGCACUACAAAAAGGACAAGAUUUAUAGCACAUUGUAGGUCUACUUAUCCAUGUACCACAUAUAGUUAUAUAGUUAUUAAUUAGAAGUACUGAACCAACAGAAUAUAACCUCUUUGUAACAUCUUCACUCAAACAGGUGAGCAGCCAAUUGAGACACUUGAAAUGGGAAACUUUUCUAGAGGGAGAGGUAGAAUGCUCAAGAACCUCUUCCUUUAUUGUAUUUCUAUAGCAAGAUAGUCCUUGAAGUCCUUGGUGUCAGCCCUAUGCGCCACGCAGUCAUAGAGGAUGAUGAUGAUAGAAAGAUAGUUGAGCAUCUAUAGGAAGUAGGUAGGUUUUCUGGAAGAAGGGAGUGCUGGCCUUUUCGGAUGGGGCUGCCUUUUCCUGUAGUAAUAGGGUUGCCUAAACAUAGGGAUGAUUGGCUUUCCUGGACAAAGGGGGUUUUUAAACUCAGGGAUGUGAAGGGAGCAUGUUUUGGCUAUAGGGAGGAGGGCACAUUCCAGGAAGAGGAGGAUGUUACCCACAGGGAGGGGUACACCCUCUUGAUAAAAGGAGUCCACUUUACAGCCUGGAACCGGUUGUACGAUGGGUGGAUAGUGCUAUCCAACAGUUAAAUCUUAUCCAGUGGAUAAAUAUAUUGGAUAACAGGAUCGAUUUAUCCACUGGAUAAGGAUUUAUCCGUUGGAUAGUACUCCAUCUUUCGUACAACAGAAGCAUAUGCUUUAUAAUUCACACAUCACCAGUAGACAUUUGUAGAGGAUUUCUACAAAUUUUAUUAAAAGAAACCCUAAAUUUG